AUGGACUCAGACCCGCUAUUGGCUCUACGCCAUGCGAUCAAAACCAAAUCUUCAAUAACAUAUGUCGCAAAUUCUGAGCCGACAACUUCCCUUCUCUCUGCAUCCCACAUCGUUCUGUCUCCAACUCUUUCGCUUCUAAAAUCAACUACAACUCGCUAUUCGAAGCCUGGAACCUCUGCAUCUUCACCGUCGGACUUCUUUACCCUUGAAGCUGUAUAUUUAGCAUGGCUCCUCCGCGAUGCGCCUGCUGCAGAAUACAUGAAACAGGCUCGAGACCAUGGUCUUGCAGUGGGCUUCGUGAGUGUUACGGAGAGGAAAAGCAUUGUAAAUGACUUGAAAAGAAUGGUGUCACUUACAGGUGCGUGGACAUGUAUACUCGACCUGGGAGUUGUCAUCGAGCUUCCUGCAGCAGCAGAGUCAACAACACCUCCAGGCACACCUACUCACCCCGCGCAUGCUGCUGACACCACCACCACUCCUUCAAAGCGACGUUACGUUGCUGAUCAACAAGAUGUCGAAGUUGUAAAACGGAUCAAACAGAACGAAGUUGAGCUGCGCGACAGGAAUACCGUUCUACGAGGAACAAAACCGAACAACUUCUCUGCCUUACGAGCUAUAUACUCUGAAAAGUUGAAGAAGCUUAAGGAAACAAAACCUGGGGCUACCUCAGUUCCUGCACCAACUGCUGGUACUCCCAUGCAGUCCCGCAAAGCUAAAAAUCUGUAUCCUAUCAUCAUGAUUUCCUCUUCUCCGACUGCCCUUAUAACUAUGCAUAACGUCAAGCGUUUCCUUCAAGAAUCACUAUUUGAGUCUUCCUCGGCGGCGCGUGAACGUGCUGCAGCUGCAGGCAACUCCCGUGCUGAGGAUGUUAUUCACAUCGACAGGCGGCGUGUACCACCUUCCUCAUCUUCACAACCUACGUCUACGUCUCGCGGGGACAUUCAACGGUACUUUGUUGUUGAUAGCACUGAUGCAUUGCAGAAAUUUGGUGCGGAUGCAUGGGAACGUGUUGUCUGCGUGAUGACCACUGGUCAAGCAUGGCAGUUCCGUCCGUAUCGGUGGAGUGAGCCCCGAGCUCUGUUCCAUCACGUGAAAGGCGUAUACGUCUCAUGGGCAAAUGACCCGCCCAACACAAAAAUCAAAGACUGGAAUGUCACGGAACUGAAGAUCGAUCCUCACAGACGACACAUUGAUAAGUCUGUCGUGGCGCAUUUUUGGCAGCUCAUCGAUGACUGGACAAUCGCCAACAAGCCGUGGUUGAUCAAGUCAUGAUGUUCUGCUCUCGAUCCGUUCAUUGGUGGCAGCGAGUCACUGAAGCAAGGAUCAGCUUUGUUCCCUGUUUUGCGCUGGUUUAUACCUUUUUGAGCUUCGGUUUACCGGAGGCUUGCACUUAUGUAUCGGAAUUACAUUCCUUGUACUCGGCGUGGCAUGUAAGGGCCGACGACUAACAGGUAUGUAUUCCAUGGGCGAUCAUAAGCUAAACAUGGGGGAUGUAAAAAUCUCUAUUUGCCGGUGCCCUCAGGUACCGAGAUUCGCGCACAUUCACUUGUGUUGUGUGUCAGGGGAAACUUUAUUCUUCAUGCACCAUUCUCGAGGACCAUCCUCUUGCUUGGAACGAUGCAAGUAUUGGUGACGCAAUUAACGCGAAAUUCCAAUUUUGAUCA
Suillus subaureus is the source of this 1664-nucleotide messenger RNA. Its product is annotated as RNA polymerase II-associated protein. Gene Ontology annotation, biological process: positive regulation of transcription elongation by RNA polymerase II; transcription elongation by RNA polymerase II. Gene Ontology annotation, molecular function: RNA polymerase II complex binding. The transcript is spliced from 8 exons. Lineage: Eukaryota; Fungi; Basidiomycota; Agaricomycetes; Boletales; Suillaceae. The coding region runs from base 1 to 1272 and encodes 423 amino acids. The record is from RefSeq and is a predicted model, not a curated record. Gene Ontology annotation, cellular component: Cdc73/Paf1 complex.